AUGGAAAAGUCGACCCUGACAAGGCCUGUUCAUUCAUCUUGGCAAAAGCUUGGCUGGCUGGACUGCCUGGUGUGGCGGUCUGGCUGGGCCAGUGCAGGCCAGGCACCACCGCGCCGGUCCCUUACGAUCCCACCCGGGGGCUCCAGCCCUGGCUGGUCCAUCACCAACGACGAUGCCUUUGUCUCCUCCAGCAUAAGAGACGAGGUUCGUUCUCAAGACGACGACAAGGCCUGUGAGAUGCACUACCUGUCAGCCACCAUAUCGUUCCUGGCCCUCAUCUCGUCCGCCCUCGCAGCAACCACCACCACCACCACCAUGUCGGUUCCACCAGGGAGCCAUCCCCAUGGCGAUGCGCCCCAGGACCUGACCGAGGCUCUCAUCGAGCUCCUUGUUGGCCCCAAGAACACCGGCAUCCGCGCACAGGUCCACCAGAACGCCCUCACCCGCGGCAAUACGCCUUCUGCCGGUCUCGCCGGCAAGGUCCAUCUGCUCGGCCCCCCUCCGCCCGGCUCGCCACAGCCUCUCUGGAUGGUCGACCGCCUCCUCGAGCCGCAGACCAUGGUGCACUUCCUGCAGUCGGCCUUACACGGCGUGCUGCCCGGCGGCAGCAAGUCCUCUCUGCCCCUGGUCCACCCCGAGGUCGUCCAGCUUCUUAGCACCCCGCCCAGCCAGUGGGCUCCCGCGCCCUACAACACCAAGCCGCAGCCGUACAUGUUCGAUAUCAUGACGCGCAUCGGCUCGCACGAGGACAACACCCGGCUGCAGGUCGUCAGCAAGGACCUCCACUUCCAAAAGUCGCGCGCCUGGGAGGGCAUCGUGCCCAUGUCGGACCGGCACUGGGCAGAGCAGGAGCUCGACCACCCGUCCAACUUCCCCCAGGCCUGCCAGCACAUCACCGCGCUGAUCGACGUCUUUCUCUACUUGAACCUGGACCAUGUCAAGCACGCCCUGCGGACAACCUAUAAUCUGAUCCACGACCACCUCGGAGAAUUCGAAAAGGCCCUGGAGGCCAAAUAUGCUGCUGAGACUGCAGCAGCAGCAACCACUGCUCCGGCUCCUCCUGACAGUGCUACUGCUGCUACUACUACUACUACUGAAACCAAACCCACAACCACAAGCACCAGCACUGGGGAUGAUGACGACGACGACGACGCCUACGUCGAGCCACCCCGCGGGCCGGCCAAGCUGACGGAGCACUGGGCCGAGUACAUGACCGUGCACUUUGCGCACAUGGAGACGCGCGCGCACGCCUGGGCCACGGCCCACCUCGACACGCUCAAGCAGGGCGUCCUCUCGCGCCUCCAGGCGCACCAGCAGCCGGGACCUCCCGACGCCCAGCCCAACGGGCCCUACGACGAGCUCCAGUGGCUGCUGACCAACAUGUGGCAGGACCUGGUCGAGAACCAGGCCUACGUCGACUGCGCCAUGUUCAUCCCCCUCGACGGGUACCACGGCAUGAAGCCGGGCCUGUCGGCGACGGGGCGGCCCACGAACCAGACGGUCGCGGAUGCGAUGGACAGGGAGAGGCGUGGCGGAGGCGCUGAGCCCGACGACAGCGCUGGCGCCACGCUGCCGGGGCAGCAAGGGUUGUCGCGCCCGAUGUAUGUCGAUCCGGACAUCCAGGUGCGCAUGACCCAGUACCACCUCAAGCGGCGGGAGCUGCAGAUGCUUCACAUGAUGAACCACACCAUGGCCAAUCUGCUUGCCGGGAUUCCGUCGAGGCCGGAUAGGCCGCUGAACGACCCGGCGGAUAUCCUUCUCAACGCCCAGGGCCAGGAUGUCGCCCAGAGGCAGACUCGUGUCCUGCUUCGGGGAGGGGACGAUCGAGUCGCUGCUGCUGCCGCCGCCACAGCUGCUGGACAGAAGAAGACGAUGGGGAAGGAGUCAUGGGUUCUCGAGGGCGAGACGAUGCACAGCCAGAUCGAGGUCGUCUUGUACCGCACGUACCACGGGCAUGACGACGACGACUGGAACAAGUUUGUCGAGAAGUUCGAGGCGGACAACGAAGAUUGGGGCAAGGAACUGGUCGGCACGGAUAAGCUGCGCGCCAAGAUGAAGUUGACGUGGCGGAAUGUUGUCGGAGAGCUUGACUUGGAAGGUGUCGAGGCGGUCAAGAAACACUUCAACGACAAUAUUUCCGAGGACGUGCACGGCAUCGAUUUCGUCCUGUUUGCCGACGAGGCUAGUAUCGAGUCGUACCUCAACCCGGUCACUACCACCACCACCGCCACCACCGCCAAUGCUUCUGGUACGGCUUCCGGCGCCACCCAGCCCAAACUACUCCCCGGAGAUGUCGGCGGCUUCAUUCUUGCCGUCGAUGUUCAGUUUGACCCAAGCGCACCGCCCCACGAGCACUCGGACGAGUCGCCAGAGUAUGCCGGCGAGGUGCGCCUGAGGGGCAGCUUGCUCUGGGACAACGUGAUGCCUGCGAGCAUCCUGCAGAGCGAGAGCAUCGAGGACUUGUGGCCCAUGGCGAGGGUGCAUCCGCGCAAGAUGUACACUGGCCCCGUGGUGAAGGCGCAGCUGGCGGCGUGGGGGGCUAAAGGGUUGGGUGGCAGAUAUUCUCCAACGCUCGGAAUGCAUGAGAAGUUCAAGCUCAACGCCAUCAAAGGCCGGGGCGCCGGUGGCAGAGCCGCCGCCUUUACCCGGAGAUCCAAUUGCAUGGCCCGCCGUAGAGCCUUGGUGCAUUAGGCAGUUGAGGUUGCUGGCCGUGGCCGCGUAUGUGGGAACAACCCGGACGUGAAGGGUCUUCCCAUUUCGCAAGUUUUCAUCACCAUUAAAGCGGUGACCAAGAUGGCGUGACUGGGCGAGGUUGACACGGAGGAGCAUGUACGGUAAUCUCGUAACGCGUUAGUUCUUGUGGAGACUUGUCAGCCUGAUGUCAGAACUUAGUAGAAUGAAGUUGGACAAUCAUUUCGGUGGCUGGGAGGAUUUAUUCUCCCUCAAAGAACUCUUGUUGCCAAUCGUCCAUGGCCUGGCCGAUGUGCAGGCAGUAGCAUAGUGCUCUUCGACUGCAAUAUUUGCGCCGGAACAAUAUGUAGAUGUGGUGCUUUUCCG
Molecule: messenger RNA, 3057 nt
Organism: Microdochium trichocladiopsis
Lineage: Eukaryota; Fungi; Ascomycota; Sordariomycetes; Xylariales; Microdochiaceae
Exons: 4
Coding region: 1-2691 (896 amino acids)
Source: RefSeq, a predicted model, not a curated record